GCAAUGGUGUAACACAGUAACCUAGUGGCAUUGUGCUUGUGUGCGCUACCUUCAUGCUAUUCGGGGGUUACCCGCGGACAAACGAACGCGUUUCACGAAUAUAUAGAAGAUUGGAGGGAGUCGUUAGCGAGUAUGUUGUAUUCUUUGGGACGGAGUGGACUCAGCAUGCAUGUAAUCGGCAGGAAAAGACAACGCGUCCAGCCGAGAUAAGUUAAGCGUCCGUGUAGUAAAUGACACACAACCGAGGGGUAAAGUCUUUUUUAAUUUAUUUUUUUAAAGGAUAAUAGUAUUUUUCCGCGGCGAGAUACUAUCCCUCCCCACAAUGGAGCUGCUGGAGUGCCCGCUCUGCCGCUUCCUGAUGUGGGAGCCGGUGAGCAUGUCCUGCGGUCACACUUUCUGUCGGAGGUGUGCGGCCGCCUACCUGCCGUCUAAAUGCCCCGCUUGCAAAGAGAGGCUAAAACCGAGAGAAAUGAGGAGCAUGAAGAACAACGUUCUGCUCAUCGGGAUCAUCGAAAAGUGCUGCCCCGAGAACGCCAGGUUGACGUGCCAUCUUCAGGAGAAGCUCCGUGCCAAACAAUACCAGGAGGCUUUAAUUGCUGCCAACGACGGGAUUCAGCAAGUUCCAGACGACUUGAGUCUGAAGCUGUACAGAGCUGAAGCAAACUGUGGACUGUUAAGUUUUUCUGAUGCUCUGACCGACCUUGACUACCUCUGCUGUCUUCGGCCCAACUGGACUGAGGGCUUCUUUCGCAAAGGGAACAUACUGUUGGAGAUGGCUCAGCAGACAGAAGCCCUCAUCCAGUUUUACCGUUGCCUCAAACUUCAAGCUGACUUUGUUCCUGCUAAGAAUCAGAUCAAGAAGGUCCUGGAAGCAGAGGGCAUGACAGUGCCAGACGAUGCUUUCUGCAUCAUGCAGGUGUUGGCUGAUUACCUAAAAGCACCCUCCCCCAUCACGAGCCUUAGCAUCACCCAGGGGCCGACAUACCCUGAGGGCAAACAUCCACAUGGCGACGCUGAGGGCAACGAGAGAAGAGAAACACACCAGGGCUCCAAAGCGAAGCACGAUGGAGGCACUGAGUGUUGCCUGAGCCUCUGCCAGGCUGUUUCCUUCCUCCCUGCCACUGAAGAAGACGAGGAGAUGAUGACGAGGAAGGAAGAUGUCAAUAGAAGAGAUGCAGGUUUCCACCGCAGAGAUAAAACUCUCAGUGUACUCACUGUGUCCGACUUUGAGUGCCCGCUCUGUAUCAGGUUGUUUUAUGAACCAGUCACCACUCCCUGCGGUCACACAUUCUGUAAAAACUGCAUAGAGAGAAGUCUGGACCACAACCUGCGCUGUCCACUCUGCAAACAGCCACUACAAGAGUAUUUAAAAAAUAGAAAGUACAACUUGACAGUGGUGAUUCAGCACAUCAUGGACCGCCUCUUCUCCUCGCAGUUAGAUGAAAGGAAACAGAUCCACGAGGCUGAGAUGGCUGAAUUGUCAAACCUCACAAAGGACAUCCCUAUAUUUGUUUGCACUGUGGCCUACCCUGGCGUGCCCUGCCCGCUGCACAUUUUUGAGCCACGCUAUCGAUUGAUGAUGCGUCGCUGUAUGGAGACAGGAACGAAGAAGUUUGGCAUGUGCAGCUAUGAGCAUGGCAAAGGUUUUGCAGACUAUGGCUGCAUGUUGGAGAUCCACGGCCUGGAGGUGCUGCCUGAUGGUCGCUCCUAUGUUGACAGUGUGGGUUGCAGCAGGUUCAGAGUCCUCAAGAGAGGCUUACGUGAUGGCUACCAUACUGCUGAUAUCGAGCACCUGGAGGAUAUCAAGGUCGAAGGGACUGAAUUGGAGCUUUUGCAGCAUCUCCAUGAUAAUGUCUACCAGCAGGCCCAGGACUGGUACCAACGCCUUGGAAGCCGCAUGAGAGAACAAAUCAACAGACAGUACGGCACCAUGCCCGACAUGGAUGAGAACAUACAGGCCUUAUCCAACGGUCCAGCAUGGUGCUGGUGGCUGUUGUCUGUCCUCCAGCUGGACCCUGCUUACCAAACCACUGUCCUCUCCCUCACCUCACUCAAAGAUCGUCUGGGACACCUACGCCUCAUCCUUGAGUACUUCUCUCAGAGCUAAACAUACGACGGCAUUGUGGUGGCAUUUAUUGACAUAAAAGCACACACACAGAUACAGUAGGUUAAGUGAAGCUAAGAGCCACUGAACUCACUUAUUUUGUAUCAAUGAAUGAGUGAGGGACUGUUUUAAUAUCACAGCUCAAGGCCAAAUCAUACAGUCAAAUACAUAAAAUAGUUAUUGUAUUACAAAAUAUAGAGCUGUUAGUCUAACGUUUAUCAUUCAAAACACAACAAUAAACAUCAGCCACUUGCAAGGCCUGCAGAUUAUGCUAAACCUUGUUUUAUUCAUCUAUCACAUACUUAAGCACAUUAUUUAUUCCCUAGCAAAUAAGUAAAUAAAUAAUUAUUUUGGAAAUCUUAAACCUCUUAGUUGGAAACGUUACAAGCAAGUGGCAAGUAAGUUGAAAUUUGUUGAAAUGAUAAAACUGUUGAGAAAACACUCUUGCACUAUUUUUUAAGAUUCUGGUAACUAAUGUAGUAACAUUACCUGGAACAUUCUACUGGAUUAUACAUUUAAACUUUAUAUUUGCAUUGGAUAUGCAAGGAAUAAAACAGUAACAGAUAUUGUAAAUAGCACAAUAGCCUUUGCCACUUUCUUGUGUUGUUUCCUACUAUAAGACAUUUAUGACAUAAACAUACACUUUAGGUGAAUAAUUUGGGCUUAACUGCAUUAUCCGUAGACAAAACGCAGUACAUUUUUUAAAAAGAGCACUAGGUGUCACUGUUUUCUCUACAUUUUACACAAUUGACAGCCACUUGGAACUCAAUGCUACAAUGCAAUUCAAAGUUUUUUAGGAUUAUGCGCAUAAGGUUUUAGAUGACUAUAUGUGGCAAGUUACUGGUUUUGCUUUGCAGAAUCAUAGCCCCGUGCACCUUUAUGGCUUUACCAGCCUUUUUUGGGGGUCAUUUGAUACUUAAAGAAUAAGAAAGUCCAUAUUUUGAAUAUUGCAAUACUAAUUUCUAGAUUGAUGUUUAAAGGGCACUAUCCGAAGACCCUUUUCUUCUGAAUGAAAGCCACAACUUGUCUGCUUUAACUGAUACUCUUUGCAACUACGUGGUGGGGAAAAUAACGUUGCUUCAGUUGCUGAGUUUUACAACCUUUUUGUGUUUGUGCAGACAAUGCCAGUGAAUCGUUCGUGGCGAUUAUGUAGAUAAGACUUAUUUUGUUCUAUCUAUCAUUUUGGGUUAUAUUCUAAUGGCAUGGGCUCAUUUAAGAUGACAAUGCCAGCUCUAUCUAGAGCGGGGGUCUCAAACUUGCCGCCCAUAAUUUGUGGCCCUCUCCUUGAUUGUUUAAUGUAAUUGCGACCCGUGCACCCUGCAAUCGGUGCCUUAGGCUUUUUGUGGCCCUAAACAAGAUUUUAUAUGUCGCUCCAUUUCGGUCUUUUAAUAUUACUUGUGUAACACGCUAGAGGCUAGGGCUGAGAGCAGCCUGGUGAUUAUUGUAAUACAGUUGUUCCUCGCCACAUUUGAAGUUUGUGGCUUGUAAAGGUGAUCAUGUGGGUGUAAUUUCAUGUCUAGAGAACUUUUUUGGUGUUAAAACCGUAUUUAGAAAGUCAAACUGAAAGUAGGUCUCAAACUGUUUUCACCAAGUACCAUCUCAGAAAACACUUGUCUCCAUGUACCAUCAUAAUGACCAACAUUAAAAUACAGUAGCAUACCGGUAGUAGGCCUGAGUAUUCAUUAAAAAUAAGACAGAGGUUUUACUUAACAAUUAUAUUUGAUGUUUUUUGCCACUGUAACAUUACACACAGUUUGAACAGUAACACUGUGUUUGAAUAUUUAAUCAAAGGAUUCUCAGGCCUACCACUAGUGGUACGCAUACCAAAGUUUGAGAAUCACUGCUCGAGCUAUGAAAAAUAUUCCAUUUAUAAUUAAUAAUUCCAGUUUCACGGGAAUUCAUUUACCAUGACAUGACUCGGAUCCAAUUAACAGCGAUAAAAUAUUUACUGUAUUACUCUUGGCAACCAGAAAGAAGUACAGUAGAUUAGGCUAUGGGAGCCUGAGUGUGCAUAUAAGAGACACAACCAACAAAAUGCAGUUCAAGUUUAUUUAUAAUUAGGUAAUGAGAAAUAAUGUAUUAUUAUUAUUUUACAAGUUAUGUAAAGAUUUGUAUUAAUCACAUUAGAACAAUAAACAAAAAUACUACAUUGACAACUACAAUUCAGUUCAAUCUAAUAUGUUCAAUAGUCAUGUGUUUAUAUUCCAGGUAGUGUCCAAAGUUUAUAUAAAAAUGGAGCUAAGGGGAAAUUAAAGUGUUGAAUAUCUCCUACUGGAGUGAAGCCAGUUCAAAACUGCUAUGCAGCUCCGACAUUAAUUGAAAAAGUAAACGAAACACAAUAAAUAGGCAAAAAGAUAUCCAUCCAUCCAUCCAUUUUCUACCGCUUGUCCCUUUCCGGGUCACGGGGGAGUGCUGGAACCUUUCUCAGCUGCAUUCGGGCGGUAGGCGGGGUACACCCUGGACAAGUCACCAUCUCAUCGCAGGGCCAACACAGAUAGACAGACAACAUUUACAUUCACAUUCACACACUAGGGCCAAUUUAGUGUUACCAAUCAACCUAUCCCCAGGUGCAUGUCUUUGGAGGUGGGAGGAAGCCGGAGUACCCAGAGGGAACCCACACAGUCACGGGGAGAACAUGCAAACUCCACACAGAAAGAUCCCGAGCCCGGGAUUGAACUCAGGACCUUCGUAUUGUGAGGCAGAUGCACUAACCCCUUUGCCACCGUGCAAAAAUGUCUUUACUCCAGCGCCCCCCGCGACCCCGAAGGGAAUAAGCGGUAGAAAAUGGAUGGAUGGAUGGACUAUAUCUUUAAGGAAAAAGCUUGGCUACAAUAUAAACUUAAAAAGUACAGUAGUUUUUAGAAAUAUGGCUGUAAAUCAAUAUAUUAAUCUUGAAUCCCACUGGAUGUUAAUUACAAUAAAGGUGACAACACAACAAUUACAACAAAACAAACGCAUUUUGGGCAACACAAAGAGCAACUAACAUUAAGCAAGGAGAAGUGUCUCAGAAAAUAUAAAAUGUUUACAUUAAAUGUUACAUUUAUAAUGACAGCUCAGGGUCACUCUAGCUGCUGGUAGAAGUAGUAAACAAAUUUAGCCACACGUUUAAAACGUGGUUCUGAAGUCUCACCCAGACUCUGCCCCCAGGUAAAUCGAGUUUGAGAUCCCUGAUCUAAAGGCAUCAUCUGGUGAUAAGGAGGGGAAACUGUCAAAUAAAAUGGCCGGGGUCUAACUAGGUAUGCACUAAGCUACAAUAAGGGGGCACUUUGUCAUGAGUCAUAUUGCUUUGAGUGCCUGUCACAAGUCUUACAGUUUCUACAUGGAAAUAAUGAGGAGAUACUGUGUGACUCUGGCAUACUUUUUUAUCGAUUGAGUGCUACAUUCCAUAGAAUGUCAAAGCUGCAUGUUAUAUUGAUACUUUGUAAGAAGUGGGUAACACUAAAAUUAUUAUUUCUUUUUUUACUGCAAGAAAUGUGCCAUAGAUUGUGCAAUUUGUAGACAUUUUCACGGCAUCGAUGUUUAUGUUUACUGCCUUUUGAUGUGGUGGACAGCUCUUGUUUGGCACAGAAACAGACUCAAUGUGAAACUUUACAAGUGGCAAGCAUGAUAAACACAAAUCCAGCAUGUCUCACCAAAUGAUGAAACAAUGGCGCACUAACGAGCAGCUGACUCUUUGGGCCAUUUUCAGCAUGUUUUAUGCAGGCCAAGCAACCUCAUCGGUACAAACCCAGGAGCUCCGACAUCACUUCAUGACAACAGCUUUGCGAUCAUUCAAAAAAGGGAUUACAUUUUUAAGAUGUGUUUACACACCAUUGUCAGUUGGAAAUGUGUGACAAUCAUCCCUUGGCUGCGACCACACACUUGUUUUGCCAUUACCUUACACCCCUAUUUAUCACCUGGUGUCAUUGCACUGUACAGAAUAUUUAAUGAUCUCGAACAGCGAUCACAGAACAAUGUCGAGUGGUUUACAUGUCUUGGAAACAAAAUGCUGAAGAUAGAAGUGCGAUGCAGCUUUUUAUCAGUUUAUAACCACUUGGUAGGUUUGUGGCGCUUUGCAUUACACUGAAGGUUGGAAUUUCCAUCUGUUUCCCUGUUUAGUUAGUUUUACUCAUAGAUAUUUACUCAGAUGCAACUUCUCUAUAAUUGGACUAAUAGAAAAUGUCUUCCAACAAAAUCAUCCCACCCCAUCCUAAAUUCACAUUGUCUCCAAAUACAGAUGUCGGAAUGUGUUGCAAGGAACUAUGGGUGAUUCCAAUCCAGAGAAUACAUGAGUUGUUAUUGGAAGUGCUCCCUCCUACACUUUUAUAAGCAUUUAUUUUUGACCAACCUACUAAGAGUUGCUUUGAAUAUUGUCUGUCUGUCUGUCCUUGGGUAUUCUUUUUCAAUGUUGUUAUAAAUAAAGCUUUUCAAGGAA
This is a messenger RNA of Entelurus aequoreus (snake pipefish), 6518 nucleotides long. RefSeq names its product LON peptidase N-terminal domain and ring finger 4 (gene lonrf4). Gene Ontology annotation, molecular function: protein binding. Lineage: Eukaryota; Metazoa; Chordata; Actinopteri; Syngnathiformes; Syngnathidae. The record is from RefSeq and is a predicted model, not a curated record. Bases 323 to 2107 code for a protein of 594 amino acids. The transcript is spliced from 12 exons.